AUCAAAAGUAUUCAAGAGUUUUUGUAACAACAAAAAAUAUUAAAAAUAUAUGGUGAAAAAUGUCAUAUAAAUUAAGAAAAUUAUUGGUUUUAUUUGUGAUUUUACAAAUAUUGGGACAAUUUAUUGAAGUUGAAUGCAGACGAAAUGCUAACAGUGGAAAGGGAAAAGGAAAAGGAAAAGCAUUUGGAGCCGGCAUUUUAGCUGGUGGUUUAGCUGGAGCUGCUAUGGGACAUAUUUUAACACGCAAUAACAAUCCCACUGAAAUUCAUCACCAUCAUCAUGUAGUUGAUCCUAAUGCUGCAGCUGCCGCUCCCAUUCCUGCACCCAUACCCAAUCCUGUUCCCCAGCCCAGACCUUCGACCAUUAUUGAGAGGGGUGAAACUUUACCAAAUGGUUGUUAUAAACAAAUUGUUAAAGAACCCGAUAGUUAUGAUGCUACAAGAUUUAUCGAAACGGAACAAUUGAUAUGUCCACAAAAUGUACCGGCACCGGUGCCACCAACAUAUGUGCAACAAGUGCCUGUUGUGCCAGUACAACAACCUCAACCGAUAGUGCCAGCUGUACCUAUGGUACCAGUACCUACUUAUGUACAACCUGCAGCACCACCAACAGAUGUUAAUUCUAAUCCUCAAACUGACGAAAAUCCUGGUAGUUUACCAACAAAUCCUGAACCAGUUCAUAAUGCACCCUUAGCACCCCUGCAGCCUAAUCCCCAAUCUAAUCCUGAACAACCUGCCAAUAUGGUUCCAGCAUUGCCAAUAGUGCCUAUUGCUGCCAAUCAUUUGCCACAACCAGCUAUAGUCCAUCCUGUGCAACCAGCGGCUCCAGCUGAUUCGGGACCCCCACAGGUUAUAGUGUUGUCCAAAAAGACCGGUUUUUAUGAAGAUGAUAAGAAAAAGAAUGCGGGAAAUACUUUAUUAGCAAACAAUAUUGGUUUUCUAUUAUUGGCAGUACUUGUACUUCUGAACUUGUUUUAUUGAAGAUUUA
Molecule: messenger RNA, 987 nt
Organism: Calliphora vicina (urban bluebottle blowfly)
Lineage: Eukaryota; Metazoa; Arthropoda; Insecta; Diptera; Calliphoridae
Exons: 2
Coding region: 60-980 (306 amino acids)
Source: RefSeq, a predicted model, not a curated record